AUGGGGCACCUCCAUGGGCUUGGGGAAGAAAAUGAAGUCUUGGGGGGCCUUCUCCUCCAACUCCAGCGAGGCGACGCCGUGGAGAAGCUUGGCGGUGACGACCUCCAGCAGAGCUCUGGCAUGGGUGCUGUACCAAGCUGGGAUGAACCCGCCCAGGGGCGUUUGGCUGGAAAACCAGCAGUCCAGCUCCGGCUCCCAUGGGCACAAUGCUGGCGACCCAAUACUUUUAACACCGAUGAUAAGCGCUACAUCUCCUUCUACUACAACUCGACUACUUUCGUGGCAUCGGUAGUUGUCAUCUUGAUGGUCCAGAUUAAAGCCCUACUUACACGAAACGCACUGCAUGCAGCCAUGAUAUUUGACUUGUUCGGGCUUAUGGGUGCAUACAUUGCAGAAGAUGAGAAGAGAGCGCAGAGGAGUGGCAACUGGGGAUGUGGUCAACCAGCAGGCCAAGUGGAAGGCAGUCGCCUGCAGCCGCUGGCGACGAGCGGCGCCGCGCCCGGGCGCUACGUGACCUCGGGCCCCGUCGGCGGCGGGGCCAUGGGGAUCUACGAGCGGCAGCGCCACCUGGUGGCGGCCGGCGUGUGGGGGGAGCCGUUCCGGCCCGACGCCGACGCCGUGGCCCUGCCCCUGCCCCGGCCCCUGGCCGCGGUCGCCCCCACGGUCACCGUGGCGACGACGCCGGCGCCGCUCGACGUCGUCGAAGCAGAGGAGGUCAAGUUCGGCAAACGCCUGUUGCAGGCACAGCAGGACGACGUCGCGCCGCCGGUGGAAGAAGAAGCGCCGCCGCCGCCGUCGGAUAGCUUCGGCCACGACGACGACGCCAGGCCAAGAGACAAGGUGAGACGGACCCGACUGAUGAGUGAUGAGUCGGAUGAAUUAUCCGCAGGCACGAGAAUUCCUCGAUCGCUGAUCUUCGCCCUCGCUCUGCUUUGCCUAGAUUCAGAGACGGCUCGCGCAGAACAGAGAGGCAGCCCGGAAGAGCCGGCUACGGAAGAAGGUCAGCAGCGUCUCAGCGAAGAGCCAACACUCAUCGCGUGCCAAGCAAAUCUUCAGCAGAUGGCCAGCGCCGUGGGCAAGCUCGCCGACCUCGUCGACUUCGUGGACAAGGUGACUGACUAG
Messenger RNA from Miscanthus lutarioriparius, 1122 nucleotides. Lineage: Eukaryota; Viridiplantae; Streptophyta; Magnoliopsida; Poales; Poaceae. The record is from the annotation of a GenBank genome assembly.